This is a messenger RNA of Thrips palmi, 2259 nucleotides long. RefSeq lists its product as uncharacterized. Bases 222 to 1913 code for a protein of 563 amino acids. The transcript is spliced from 2 exons. NCBI's taxonomy places the organism in Eukaryota, Metazoa, Arthropoda, Insecta, Thysanoptera, Thripidae. The record is from RefSeq and is a predicted model, not a curated record.
CCGCGGAUCACCGAUAAGCCGCCUCCCCGAUAACCACCGAGCGCCGUUCGACUUAGGCAACGCUGCAGUUCGCUCUUCACUCGGCCCAGUCUGAGUCUCGCAUGCUAGCUAGGCCAGAUCGAUCUUGUGUGUCGUCUUACUCUCGCACGCCGCCCGCAUCCAGUGGAGCCGUCAGUCACUUAGCAGACGGAAGAUAAAUCACGAGGGACGCAGUCAUCAUCAUGCCGUCGCAUUCUAAGAUGUUUCAAGAUAACCCGCCCGCAGAUUGGGACCCUGAAACACUGAAGGAAGUUAUAGCAAAGCAGCGACAGUAUUGUGAUCAACUCCUGGCAUCGAAGUUCUAUAGGGUGAAACUCCAGUGUCUUUGUACAGACGAGUGUUGUUUCUUUGAAAAUAGGGCAGAAAUAAGCACCUUGUUACGAGAAAGGAUUGGCAAUGUCGUGUGUGGGAAAUCAAAAGGGUAUGAUACAGAAGAAACAAAGAAGAUUGACCGAGUACUUCAAUGUUUGGAGAAGGAAGAGCAUAUCAAAAACAAUGGCGUCGACAUUGCUAUGAUAGUAAUAAGUCUGAUUACCGGCAAUCGCACGUUGCAUGUUCCCGUAUUCCGGGUGAAUGUACCCAGCCAAGAUUCCGGUGAACAGGUUCUUCAGAAGAACUUCUUUGUUGAUCUGUAUGGACGCCGUUACAAAAGUUUUGACGACUUUCUCUCUAAUAACAAAUUACCUAAGGGGAAGAUUUGCUAUCCUGAAAAAGGCAUCUACUGUCUGAAAGAAGGUGAAGUAAUGCUUCAACAUGGGACCACUUCAGGGUGCGCGCCAAGUGGACUCGAUUUAUUCGUAGGUGCAGUCUCUGUGUUCGCGUUGCCACUGCUAGUAUUUAGUCCUCCUGUCGCAGGUAGUAUUUUGGGGGCCUCUGCUUUUUACUCAGGUGUACGUUCAGUUUUGCAACUAAGAGACAGAGCUACUCAUGACCAGAGCCUCAUGUGUAAGGAGACUUGCUGGUUGUGGCUUCGUAUUGCUGCCGCUGGUUACACGUUUGUAGGCAGUGGACUGUUGCUUGGGAAUAUGUUGUUGGCGGCAGAUCCUGCCUUGCCGAUUAGUGUGGCUUUUUCUUCUGUGAUUUCUUUUGUCAUGCUCAAAGAGCCUGAAUGCUUCCUGAAAGUGAAGAACAUGAGCCUACCAGAAAUGUUUCAGGCGGUGAUCAAGAUGGGUAAAGCUUGGUGUUCUUUCAAGAAACGUUGUUCAGUGGAUACGUUGGAAGCGCUUGCUCUCAAGGCUAAACCCUACGUUUUCAGCAAGAUCGAUUCUGCUUUGGAGCAGAAAUUUGAUUCUUCAGAAGAAAUGCUUUCUCAAUUAGGGAACAUGUUGAGUGACUUCCCAAGAUAUGGCCCUGCAUUGAACCUAAUUUUCAGGGCAGUCCUUGCUUAUUUUAAUGUUGGUUACAUCUAUGUGGACGAAGCAAAGAAAUAUUUGAAAGAGACAGUUCAGUACCUUAGGCUCUGUUAUGCUGCUGAACGACUAACUUCCAAGUCUCUGUCAGAGCUAGAAGCUAUGUGUAAUAUUGUGAACGAUCCAAGCACUAUUUCUCAGCUCAUCGUUGGUUUUCAAUGUAAGACAUUUAAUUACCAUUUACCUUGUGGUCAUGCUAAUGCAGUUGACAUUGGCGAAAUUUCGCAAGGUAACUACUUUUCUAUUCUGAAGAAUUACAUGGAAAAAGAGAUAGGGACGACUGGGAAAUUUGAUUAUGAAGUGAUGAAUGAUGGUCCUGGACGUUUUUGGGUAGAUCAUAUUGGUGUUUUGGAAAUAACAGUACAGGGAGAGAUGGUCUCUGUCAACCACAUUACAACCACCAAGCCAACCAAUGUGUGCUCUGAUCUCAACCCUAAAAUCGACGUAAAUCGUCAGUGGCGUUGAAUCAGCGUCGACUAUACAAUUUAAUGUCUGGUAAGAGUAGUAAUUUUGAAUGCACGUCAAUUUGCGGAUAUUCGCUGAUAAAAUUACCUGUAAAAUGUUGUCAGAUUGUAUAUCUCACCUCUUUUGGGAGCUGCGCGAGCCGGAAUCAAACGUGGCUGUAAACUGGAGACAUGUUGUGCAAAUUUCCGCGAUACUUUGUAAUUCGUUGUCCAUCCGUUCAUUACGUCUCCAUCCAUUAUCUGUUGUGCGACAUGUGGUGCAGGUUGUUGUAUCCGCGUGGCUCACCUGGUGUUGAGUCUACAAAAUGUAUGCUGAUUACGAAUAAAAUACAGUGUUUGUUCAUCAA